AUGACGUCAUUGUACGGCUCCCGAAAACUGAUCAGAUACGGCUUAAAGGUAGCAGGGAACUGGGUGGGCAGAGCUGAAAACCAAGUGAGCCAACUCCUGGAGCGGUCCACAGGGAACACCUUAACCAGCUCCCUCCAGCCCCCCAAACUCUGGAGCCAUCACUGCCCUGGCAGGUUGAGGAAGCAGAGUUCCAGAAAGCGAAGCCCCGAGAGGAUCGCAGCCUUCGAGGUCGCGGGAGGAUCGGGGCCGUCGUCACCCUCGGCCGUUUCCUCGCUCGUCCCGAGGGAGGCUCAGCUGCCCGCGGCCGGCUGUCGCGCGCGGGUGUGCGCCCUGGUGCCUCCGCCGCGGGGAGGGGACCGGACCGGACCGGACCGGGGAGGGGACCGGACCGGGGGCGGGGGGCCCUGCGUGGCCUGGCCUGGCCUGGCCGCGGGCGGGAUGCUGGCCGGGGGCGCAGGCGGGGGCGGGGGCGGGGGCGGGGGCGCAGGCGGGCAGCCGCAGCCGGGCUCCGGUUCGGGGGGGGCGGCGCUGCCGCUGCUGCUGCUGCACCCGCGGACGGGGCGGCUGGUGACGGUGUCGCGGGGCGGGCGGAGCGCGGCUCGCUCGCAGCCGGGCCAGGAGUUCAACCACGGGCUGGUCCUCAGCCGCGAGCCCCUCGCCCCCGGCGCCGUCUUCACCGUCCGCAUCGACAGGAAGGUUAAUUCCUGGAGCGGCUCCAUCGAGAUCGGGGUGACGGCUUUGGAUCCGAACCACCUCGACUUCCCCAGCAGCGCCACCGGCCUCAAGGGGGGCUCCUGGAUCAUCUCGGGCUGCUCGGUGCUGCGGGACGGGCGCUCCAUCUUGGAGGAGUACGGCCAAGACCUGGACCAGCUGGGCGAGGGCGACCGCGUGGGCAUCCAGCGCACGGCCAACGGCGAGCUGCGCCUCUGGGUCAACGGGCAGGACUGCGGCGUGGCCGCCACCGGCAUCCCGCUCCGCGUCUGGGCCGUGGUGGACCUGUACGGCAAGUGUACCCAGAUCACCGUGGUGCCGGGCAACCCCGAGGAGGCGGACGAGGGGGCCGCCCACGAUGAAGCUCUGGACCUGCCUUGCAACCAGAAUCGACCCGAUAAAUUUCCCAACAGCCUGGAAUCGGAGAAUGGGUUCUCCAGCAUGGAGCUCUCGGAGGUGGUGAGCAACGCCAUCCUGUCGGCCUACAACGGGAGCCUUCUGAACGUCAGCCUCGGCAGCCCCCCCUCGGACUCCGCCCCCUGCGGGGCCCCGCCCAUGACCUCCAACGACGCCCUCCUCUUCCACGAGAAGUGCGGCACUCUCAUCAAGCUCAGCAACAACAACAAGACGGCGGAGCGGCGCCGGCCGCUGGACGAGUUCAACAACGGAGUUGUCAUGACCAACCGGCCACUGCGCGACAACGAGAUGUUUGAGAUCCGAAUCGACAAAUUGGUGGAUAAGUGGUCAGGAUCCAUAGAAAUUGGGGUCACCACGCACAACCCCAACAACCUGGAGUACCCGGCCACCAUGACCAACCUGCGCUCAGGAACCAUCAUGAUGAGCGGUUGUGGCAUCCUGACCAACGGCAAAGGGACGCGCAGGGAAUAUUGCGAGUUCAGCCUGGACGAGCUGCAGGAAGGAGACCACAUUGGCCUGACCAGGAAGUCCAACAACGCCCUUCACUUCUACAUCAACGGCAUCGACCAAGGCGUGGCCACCACCCUCACCCCGCUGGUGGUCUACGGCGUGGUGGACCUCUACGGCAUGGCCGUGAAGGUCACCAUCGUGCACAACCACAACCACAGUGACCGCCUCCGGCGCAACAACGCCAUCAUGAGGGCCCUGUCGCCAGACGUGGGGCGCCGUGCCAUCGACGCUGCCGGGAACGAGCCGGAACCGGAACGCCUCCUUUUCCACCCCAAUUGUGGGCAGAAGGCCGCCAUCAUCAACGAGGGACGGACGGCGCUGCGGCCCCACGCCACCGACGAUUUCAACCACGGGGUGGUCCUGAGCAACCGGCCGCUACGCAAUGGCGAGGUCUUCCAGGUGCGCAUUGACAAGAUGGUGGACAAAUGGGCCGGCUCCAUUGAGAUCGGGGUCACCACCCACAACCCCACCUACCUGCAGCUGCCCUCCACCAUGACCAACCUGCGAUCAGGCACCUGGAUGAUGACCGGGAACGGCGUGAUGCACAACGGGACGACCAUCUUGGAUGAGUACGGCCACAACCUGGACCGCCUGAAGGCUGGUGACACGGUGGGGGUGCUGCGCAAGGAGGACGGGACGCUGCACUUCUUCGUCAACGGGGUGGCGCAGGGCCCGGCCGCGUGGAACGUCCCGCCGAACAUCUACGCCGUCGUGGACCUGUACGGGCAGGCGGCCCAAGCAACCAUCGUGGAUGACACGGAUCUCCUUCCGCUUCCUGACGACGUCUCAGAGGGCAACAACCAGCUGUCUCCCAGCAGCCCCUCCUCCGUCGCCUCGGGGAGCGACCUGCGUUUCCACCAGCUGCACGGCAACAACGCUGUCAUCACGAACGGCGGGCGCACGGCCCUGCGCCAGAACUGCCGCAGCGAGUUCAACGACGCCAUCGUCAUCUCCAACCGGCCUCUCCGAGACGGGGAGCUGUUUGAAAUCAUCAUUCAGAAGAUGGUGGACCGGUGGUCAGGCUCCAUCGAAGCAGGCGUCACGGCCAUCCGUCCAGAGGACCUGGAGUUCCCCAACACGAUGACGGAUAUCGACUACGAUACGUGGAUGCUGAGCGGCACGGCCAUCAUGCAAGAUGGGAACACCAUGCGCAACAACUAUGGCUGCGACUUGGACUCGCUGACCACAGGGUCGCGCAUUGGCAUGAUGCGCACGGCCAAGGGCGACCUGCACUACUUCAUCAACGGCGUGGACCAGGGCGUGGCUUGUUCGGGGCUGCCGCCGGGGAAGGAGGUCUACGCCGUGGUCGAUCUGUACGGCCAGUGCGUCCAGGUGUCGAUCACCAGCGCCACAGGGCCCGUGGACAACAGCCUCUCCACCAGCAACAUCACGGAGAAGUCCUUCCCUAUCCACUCGCCAGUUCCCGGGGUGGCCCACCGUUUCCACAGCAGCUGUGGCAAGAACGUGGCUUUCCAGGACGAUGGGUGUCGGGCCGUGCGGGUGGCCAGCUACAGCCACGGCAUCGUCUUCAGCAUGAAGGAACUGAAGACGGACGAAAUCUUUGAGGUGAAGAUCGACGAGCUGGACGAGAAAUGGUCUGGGUCGGUGCACGUGGGCCUGACCACCCUGCUGCCCUUGGACGCCCCGUACGCGGUCACGGGGCUGCCGUCCUCCGUCCUGGAGCUCCGCUCCAAGGUCACUUGGCUGGUGACGGGCUCCGAGGUUCGCCGCAACGGCGUCCUCCAGAAGCAGAACUACGGGUGUUCGCUGGAGCGCCUCGGGGUCGGGAGCCGCGUGGGCGUGAAACGUGGCACUGAUGACACCAUGCACAUCUUAAUCGAUGGGGAGGACAUGGGGCCGGCAGCAACCGGCGUGGCCAAGAACGUCUACGUGGUGUUGGAUCUCUAUGGCCGAGUGACGUCUGUGUCCAUCGUCAGCUCCACCGUGCUGGAAGAGGCAGAUGGCACCAAACCCUCCUCGGUCACCUCAGAGCCCUACAGCGAGGAGGAGGAGGAAGAGGAUGCCACGCCGUGCGAGAAUGACGUGCCGGCCGUGGCCUCUUCCAUGGAGUUCCUGGAGAACCACGGCAAGAACAUCCUCCUGUCCAACGGCAACCUGACAGCAACCCGGGUCUCCAGCUACAACCAGGGCAUUGUGGUAGUGGCCCAGCCUCUCCCGCAACAGCAGCUUUUCCAGUUCCAAAUCGAUUCCCUGAAUCAGCAAUGGACCUCUUCGCUCUCGCUGGGGGUCAUCGGCAGCUCUCCCGAGCGGCUCAAUUUCCCCGCCACGGCCUGCUCCCUCAAACGCUCCACAUGGCUCCUGCAGCGUGACUCGGUCUUCCACAACUCCCUCAAGAUCUGCGAGAAUUACGGCCCCAACUUGGACACCUGCCCUGAAGGGACGGUGCUAGGCGUCUUGGUGGAUUCCAGCAACUGCCUCCACCUCUACGUCAACGGGAUGGACCAGGGCGUGGCUGCACAAGACAUUCCCAACCCCUGCUACGUGCUCCUCGACCUCUACGGGCAGUGUGAGCAGGUUACCAUCAUAACGAAUGACACUCCUGCGGUAGGAGCAGAGGGCACCGAUCCCCGUGUUCAGGGCGACAUGGAGAAAGCCGACAUGGUGGACGGUAUCAAGGAGAGUGUGUGCUGGACCCCCCCGGUAGACCUGAACACCAUGAAGACCUGUGAAUACCACGCCCUUUGCGCUCGCUUCAAAGACCUCCUCCUGCUGCCAGACGAUUAUUUCGCGGAAGACCCCAAGUUCAGCCUCUGCUACUGCGAGUCGUGUCACAAGCUGCGGGGCGACGAGGCCUAUUACAAGCGUGGGGAGCCCCCCCGAGACUACGCCUUGCCGUUCGGAUGGUGCCGCUUCAACCUCAGGGUGAAUCCGCGGCUGGAGGUCGCCAGUACCUGUAAGAAGUGGCACAUGGCCUACCACGGAACAAGCGUUGGGGCCGUGCGACGCAUGUUGGAUCAAGGAGAGUUGGUGCCAGGAAGCUCAUCCAUCUUGAGCUGCUGCCCGGUCAAAGCGGACCCACAGGGUGGCGGCGGAGGCAGCAGCAGCAGCGUGGGCUACCACGAGCCUGACGAGAACAGUUCGCAGAGCCGCGAGGAGCUCCAGCGCGUCUUGCUGUCGCCCACGCUGCGCUACGCUGGGCUGGAGCCUUUUGCCACCAAAGUGCAAUUCAAAGACCCAAAGUCUCACCGGCAGCACUCCGCCCAGGUGGCCUUCCAGGUGUGCGUGCGCCCCGGGUCCUACAAGGUGUGCACCCAGUCGCUGGCAGCCCCCGAACCCUUGGACCCCCGCUUCAGCGGUGCCGAAAUCGAGUGGGUCACCAAGGAGAAAGGCGCGACCGUCCUGUACGGGCUGCUCGUCCGUGUGGAGUGAGACCCUCCUCGCCACCCCUCCCACGGGAGGAGCCGGGAGCGCUACCAUGCCACGACGCGGCGGCGGGGGAAGGGGGCAGCGGCUCUUGCCCAAAACGGCCCUCCCCUGCGACCCGCCCUUCCACCCACAGGCUGGGUGAAGCUUGCGAGUCCAAAAGGUUUUGCGGCUACGACUGGCCAGUGGGCACAAGAGACUCGGAGGAGACCUCUCGAGGCAGAGGAUGGAGGGUCCUUCAGUGGCCACCGACGACGACAACGACGGCUUCUUUUCCUCCAUUUUUCCUUUUGCACAGAGACGAGACAAGCUAAG
Elgaria multicarinata webbii is the source of this 5337-nucleotide messenger RNA. It is a transcript of the gene NEURL4, whose product is annotated as neuralized E3 ubiquitin protein ligase 4. The record is from RefSeq and is a predicted model, not a curated record. Bases 1 to 5028 code for a protein of 1675 amino acids. NCBI's taxonomy places the organism in Eukaryota, Metazoa, Chordata, Lepidosauria, Squamata, Anguidae. The transcript has 32 exons. Gene Ontology annotation, molecular function: ubiquitin protein ligase activity.